Blepharisma stoltei is the source of this 1098-nucleotide messenger RNA. NCBI's taxonomy places the organism in Eukaryota, Ciliophora, Heterotrichea, Heterotrichida, Blepharismidae. The record is from the annotation of a GenBank genome assembly.
AUGGGAUGUCUGCAGAGUAAAAAGAAUGAAGUUACAAUUGCUAAAAAAAUUGACAAAACAAAGCCCGAUAAGAAGGAGCUAAAAAUGAUGAAAGCUUAUCUCCCAUUUGUGUUUUUUUCUCCUGAAUCAUCAGUUAUGAUAAAGUACAAAAACCCUAUGGCAAAAGAAGCUUAUGGGCUUCCUUAUACUGACGAUCGAACUCCAACUUAUGCGUUUACAGUAAAAAUUGGUGUUGGGAGGUUCUUUUUAGCUGGAGGUUUUGACCUUGUUAAAGACUGCCACUCUAAUAGGUGUUUUCAAGUCUACAUCAAAGACAAAAAAAGAGAAGAGAGAAAUCCUUUGCCAGUGCCUCUGCAUGGAGGAAUGAUGUAUUAUCAUCGUGACCGAGCCUAUAUAGUUGGCGCUGCGACUGCAGAAGACGAAGAAUACAUAGAAGAAGCAAAUUACGUUCCAUAUCCCUUUGUUGGGGCAAGUGCCCCGAUUCUUCACUGCAAGUUAAAGCGAUAUCCGUUUUUGCAAUUUAGUUUCAGGACAAAAAAGUGGGAGGAACUUACCUUUAAAAAGAACAUGAUCAAGGAAGGCGUUCCUUAUCCUCCAGAUAACAUUUUUUUGCCUGGAACCUGCAAAAAGAAAAAUAAAAUUUACUUUAUUGGAGGAAAGAUUGACGUGGAAGAUGGUCCUCCUAAUGAAAGCAUUCUGAUUUUUGAUAUUGAUCUACGAAUGGUGUCUGCUGCUAACUGUAAGUUUACUGGUGGGGUAACUGAGCCAAAAGUUGCUUGCAUUUAUGACGGGUUUAUUUUGAUUUUGGGAGGAUAUUAUAAAGAUGACAAAAAGAUGAAGUUCAGCAGAAAAGUAUUUUUAGCUGAAUUAAGCACAGAAACACACGAAAGAACCCCUUUGGAUCAAGAUUUUGAGUUCACUGAUCGAUAUCCUUCUAAAGGAAACAAUGGCUUUGCGCUGUUCUAUUUCUACCCGUUUGCCUUAUUUAUUUAUGAGGAAAAGGAGAGAAGGGAAAUCAUCAACAUUUCGGCAACUUCCUACAAUGAAGAAGAAAAAGCUCUCAUGGCCAAUCGUGCAAAUAUAGUAAACACGGCUUAA